This is a messenger RNA of Liolophura sinensis, 513 nucleotides long. Its product is annotated as toll-like receptor 2. The transcript has a single exon. Gene Ontology annotation, molecular function: signaling receptor activity. The record is from RefSeq and is a predicted model, not a curated record. Bases 1 to 513 code for a protein of 170 amino acids. NCBI's taxonomy places the organism in Eukaryota, Metazoa, Mollusca, Polyplacophora, Chitonida, Chitonidae. Gene Ontology annotation, cellular component: plasma membrane. Gene Ontology annotation, biological process: inflammatory response; toll-like receptor signaling pathway.
AUGUAUCGCUACAGAAUAAACAUUAAAUACUGGUUUUACAGUAAACUACAACCCCCAGACAACAUGUUCGCUGGCAAGGAAUACUCCUACGACGCCUUUGUGGCUUAUACCGAGGAAGAUUACUUAUGGGUGUCCGGGCAAUUACGCCCCAAAAUGGAGCUGACGGACGAUCCCAUCAAGCUGUGUGUCCACAACCGAGACUUUAUUCCCGGUAAACCAAUCCAUGAAAACAUUGUGGAUAAAAUCAGAGAAAGUCGAAAGAUCCUGAUGAUUAUAAGUAUUGAUUUCCUCAGAUGUACCUAUGGACCUCUGGAGAUCGAAUAUGCUGGUAUGAAGUGCGUGGAAGAGGGAAAGGACGACAUUAUACUGUGCGUACUUAUGGAGGACAUUCCAGUUCGCCAGAUGCCAAGUGCUCUCCGGAACCUCUGGCACAAAAUAACCUUCUUAAAAUGGAAAGACGAGCCAAACGAACAAGUUAUGUUUUGGCAGAGGCUGAAGGAGGCUUUACGCUGA